AUGUCCGGACUGGUCAGCCCUUCUUUACCGGAUGGCACCCGGCGAAAUCAUAGACGACGUUUGAAUAGAUCCAGCGACGAAGAAGAACAGCAUCUCCCGCUGACCCCGGUAUCGAUCGCCUCAAACUCUGAUUCCUUUGUCAGUAUCCCGGAAAAUCUCGUCUCUCUUGCCACCUUUGAGCAUCUGGGUUAUAACUCUGAAACUGCAACUCGUAUCUGGGAGUAUUGGACCAACUGGCCAACUUGGGGAUCUCAGAGAGGGACAGAUGACAUCGGUGGUGUACCAUUUAUCGAGGUCGCCGAAUAUUAUAUUAAUAGCUCCCUCGACACCUGCGAAGAUGAUGAUGAUCAGUGGUUGCACUGUAUGAAUUUAUACGGAAUCAACUGUGAGUUUCAGGAGGCCAUUAUGGAUCCCAAAUUCCGACAUAUCCGCUUAACUGAAUCCUGCAAGUACUGGGUUCAGGACACUAUUAAGUUGCGAUACCGGGGGCUUGAGGCGGCACAAACAGCUUCUCGUGAGCGUUGUAUGGCUAGUCGGCGGAAAGCUUCCCAGGCUGAUUCCGGGCAACGAUCGGCCUCGGAUAAAAAGGAUUAUUCAAGGAUGGUCUCUUGGUUGUCACGAGAAACUGCUUUGUCGACCGCUGCAACAAAUGCAGCUGCAAAUGCACCGGGCUAUACGACUCUAUACAAGGUUAAUGACCAAGCUCAGCUUGAUAGGGUAUUUGGCAAUAAUGGCCAUGUUAAUGUUGGUUGGCUUCUCUCUCGGAAAGCUGCUGAUUUCUCGUUAGUACAAGAAGAUCUGUACUUGGUUCUUGACCGAGAAGUGGCCGAGUAUCAUGCCUGCUAUAUGAAGCGCCGUAGUAUAUGCAGCGCGGUUGGCAUUAUCCACAUCGCUAUUCCGAACUCGGUUAUUGAGUCUCUCUCUCCACCCGACAUCCAGCAUAUCUAUUGGCCUAGCACAGAGUGGAAGUCGCUUAUCUUCAAUUGUCGCCGGCAGCAAGUACCACUCCUAUCCGAACUGCAAAAGUACAAUCUGGCCACUAUUCUGGUUGGGACCAUUUGUGGGAAAUCGAACAUUUCUUUUCGCAAUAUGCUAUCUCCGGAUGAAGUGACAGAGCGUAUGGUUCUCAAACCCAAAGAUGGACGUAACGCCAUUCAGUACGUUUUCAAAGGGGAAGAUGGGUUUAUUUUGGUGGAGGAUUCCAGCAGGGUUGUGGUCUUCCCUUUAACGACACGGGAGUUUGAGGCAUGGAGUGACGCUGUCUAG
Messenger RNA from Penicillium mononematosum, 1266 nucleotides. RefSeq lists its product as uncharacterized. Bases 1 to 1266 code for a protein of 421 amino acids. The transcript has a single exon. The record is from RefSeq and is a predicted model, not a curated record. NCBI's taxonomy places the organism in Eukaryota, Fungi, Ascomycota, Eurotiomycetes, Eurotiales, Aspergillaceae.